AAAGGGCGAUUCGCGCGCCGCGCUCGCGUCGUUCGGAUCGGUGAUGCGCGCGACGAAGGACAAGGCCAACGCCGCGAUGGCGCAGGCGAAGGUGCGCAUCAAGGAGCGCAUGGGCGCCGCGGGGCCCGGGGACGACACGGACGGCGACUUUCCGACGGACGACAAGACGGCUGCGGAUCUCGCGUUUUUAUUCGCCGAGCGCGAGCUCCAUCUGACGGAGGAACCCGCGACGCGUGGACGAGCGGUCGCGAGCGCCGGCGCGGGUCGUCGGGGCGCGGGUUCGAGCUCGACCGGCGCCGCGGAGGAUUCGGAUCGCGCGGCGUUGUUCGGGUCGGGGGGAUCCGCGGCGGGGGCGGCAUCCGCGGGUGUCGGGUCUUCGAGGAUGGCGCAAUCAGGGUCGAACGGCGACGACGCCGAUCGAGCCGCGCUCUUCGGCACCUCCGGGUCGGGCGGCUCCGUCACGUACCCCGUCGCGCCCAAGGUUAACACCGCCGCGGACAUUCGCGCCAAGUACGGCAUACGCAAGAAGGGCUCCAACACUGAGGGACGCGGAGGAAGCUCGCGCGACGACGCAUCUUUGGCGGGCGCCCUGGAGGAGACGAGGGACAAGCUCCACGAGCGGGGCGAGCGUCUGAGGGGCAUCCAGGACACCACCGAGCGGAUGCGAAGCGACGCGGAGGACUUCGCGUCCAUGGCGGAGAAGCUGCGUAAGCGGCAGGAGAAGUCCUGGUGGUGAGUAGCUUUCAGCGCGAGUCGCCCAUCCCGGACGCGAUCGCGACGUGGACACUUGCUUUUGUCCGUCCGACGGGACCAAUCUUAU
Messenger RNA from Micromonas commoda, 820 nucleotides. RefSeq lists its product with no specific name. The record is from RefSeq and is a predicted model, not a curated record. The coding region runs from base 77 to 736 and encodes 219 amino acids. The transcript has a single exon. Lineage: Eukaryota; Viridiplantae; Chlorophyta; Mamiellophyceae; Mamiellales; Mamiellaceae.